This is a messenger RNA of Diospyros lotus (date-plum), 1371 nucleotides long. RefSeq names its product F-box/kelch-repeat protein At1g80440-like. The coding region runs from base 143 to 1222 and encodes 359 amino acids. Gene Ontology annotation, molecular function: protein binding. Gene Ontology annotation, biological process: negative regulation of cytokinin-activated signaling pathway; regulation of phenylpropanoid metabolic process. The record is from RefSeq and is a predicted model, not a curated record. NCBI's taxonomy places the organism in Eukaryota, Viridiplantae, Streptophyta, Magnoliopsida, Ericales, Ebenaceae. The transcript has a single exon.
UCUCUCUCUCUCUACAAACUUAUAUAUAUAUAUAUAUAUUGCAAAAUAAUUUUAUAUUAUCGUCUUAUAUAUAUAUAUAUAUAUAUAUAGUUGUCAAACCCCAACUCAAUUCAUUGAGCUUCUCCCUUUCUAUCUAAGACAUAUGUUUUCCAACUCUUCCAUGGAGCUUCUUCCGGGUCUUCCAGAUCAUGUGGCCCUCGAAUGUCUCAUUCGUUUACCUUUCAAUCACUUCUCCGUAGCCGCCUCCGUAUGCAAGGGCUGGAAGGCCGAGAUUCAGCUACCGGAAUUUAAACGCCGCCGGGAUGAGGCUGGGUUCUCCCGCUCUGUUCUUCUCCUGGCGCAGGCUUGGGUCGACCGCACCGGGAAAAGAACCUCUAAGGUUACGGCUAUUCCCGCUUACCGCCUCACCCUCUGCGACCCAGAAACCGGCUCCUGGUCCGAGCUGCCGCCGUUGCCGGCGUUUCCAGACGGGUUGCCCAUGUUCUGCGGCGUCGUCGGAGUUGGGUCGGAGCUGGUAGUGAUGGGCGGGUGCGAACCGGGGAAUUGGCGGAUCUCCAAGUCAGUCUUCGUUUACAGCUUCGUGUUGGGGAAGUGGCGGCGCGGGGCUCCGAUGCUGGGCAGGCCGAGAAUAUUCUUCGGGUGCGCGUCGGAUUCCGGCCGGGCGGUGUACGUAGCAGGGGGUCACGACGACGAAAAGAACGCGCUGAAAUCGGCGAUGAUGUAUGAUGUGGCGAGGGACGAGUGGGCCCCGCUGCCCGACAUGGCGAAGGCGCGGGACGAGUGCAAGGCGGUUUUCCACCGUGGCAAGUUCCACGUCAUCAGCGGGUACCCGACGGAAAUGCAGGGCCGGUUCCGGGCCGACUCCGAAGCCUUGGAUAUCUCAACCGGGCGGUGGGAUCACGAAGAGGACUCAUUGAGUGUCCCCAUGUGUCCGAGAACCUGCGUGUACGGCGGCGACGGACGGCUUCACAUGUGCCGCGACGGCAUUGUAAUGGCUCGUGGUGGGGACACGUGGGAGCCGGUAGCCGCAAUUCCGAAGGCGGUGCGGAACGUGGCGCACGUGACAGCGUGGCAGUCGAAGUUGAUGGUGAUUGGGUGCGAGCAGUUCGGCGAGGCACACAGAGCUCUGGUGCUGGAUCUGAAGAGUGGCGGGUGGAAAGAAGUCGCCGCCGGCGAGGAAUUCACCGGCCACGUCCAGGCGGGCUGUUGUCUGGAGAUCUAAAGCAAGGCCGAUGGACUUGAGUCCAAUCACACACACACACACACACACUUGCACAAAUAUUUUUACUUCAAGUUGAAAUGGAAACCAGAUUUCGUGUAAAAAUUGAAUAGAAUCAAAGAAGGUCUGGGGAAAGUGAAAUUUUGGUCUAA